UCAUGUCGGAGCUGGGCUCGGCGCGGAGGAAGCCGGGCGGCCAUCUUGGCUCGGCGGGGAGCAGGCAGGCAGAGGCGGGCAGGGAGGGAGGGAGGCAGGAGGGCGCCCACCGCCCUGCCGCGGGGCGCCGGCCUUCUCGGGGGCUUGCGGGCUGGGCCGGCAUGCGAGCGGCGGCCGAGCGGUGAAGAGGGGCAACGGGGGAGACGGGACGGAGGAGGAGGAGGAGAAGGGGAGCCCCCCGGCUUGCUCGGGAGCCCCCCGAGAGCAGCCGCCGCCUCGCCUCGUUCUGCCCGUGCCGGCCCCAUGAGGCGCCGCCGCUGAGCCCCGCGGAGCCCGGCCCGGCCGUCGGAUGAGCCCGGGGCCGGCGGAGGAGGGGAUCCCGGGGGGGAUCUAGCUCGGCCGCCGCCACGCCGCCCCCCGGGGCUUCAUGCUGGCUGCCCGCGACCCCCGGCUCCCAGAAGGAGAAGAAGGAGGAGAAGGAGAAGCCCGGCCCGGCCCCAGUGCGUGUGUGCGGCCCCGGCAGCGCUGCCGCCCGAGCCCAGGAAAAUGUCCACUCGCACCCCGCUGCCCACGGUGAACGAGCGCGACACCGAGAACCAGUGUAUGCCACUUCUUAUCAAGACGCUUCAUGCAUACGCUGCUGAAGUGGAAAUACUGUCACAGUGACUUUCCCCCAAAGCCACUAGCAGCUAUCAAGCCAUUAGUGCCUUUGAGAUUAAAGAAUUUGGCUACGAGUCACCUGGUUUUGAGAGGAAAGGCAUCCCAGAUGAUCUGUGAUCAUCGGAACUUCACACUUGGACAGUUGGAAGCUGGCUGUUUGCCUGCAAACGAGCUGGCUCCUCACCACAAAGGUGGAACAACUCCUUGCUGGUGUUGUCGCUCACAACAGUGGCUGUUUAGGGGACAGCCGCGAAGGAGAGGGUCAGAUCUUCUCUGUCAUCUGCAGAGUGACAUCGGGCGUGUAGGAGAAGCAACAGAAGCAGCGGAGACCUCCUUUGUCCAAAACCAGGAGUGAAGGUAGAUACAGAAGAAGGACCUUUAGGUGACAGAAGAGUGAGUAAACCUGUUUCACUAAUGAUGAGGAAAAGAGGAGAUGGAUGGAAGAGGAAGGAGUGUGGAAACACAAUGGAAAUGAAGAUAGAUGGUGGAGAACAAAAGAUAAUAGGAGGCAUGGAGGAACACACACGGCAGGAUGGAGGACAACCAGUGACAAAGAAAUAGGAGCAGAAGGAACGAGGUUUGGGACUGUAGGACAAGUAUUCAUUAAAGAAAAAAUCCAGGAGUGGCAAGGCGAUAGAGAACUGUAGGUAGAAGGUAGGAAAGACAAGUGAUAUGGAGGAUGUCGGCUCAUCAUUGGGGGAAGGCUUUUGCGACAAGCACACGUCCCACGGAGAUGGACGGCAGGAAGUUUCCUCUCGAACUGGGCGGUCCGGAGCUCGUUGCAGGAAUUCUAUAGCUUCCUGCGCCGAUGAGCAGCCGCACAUUGGAAAUUACAGACUCCUCAAAACGAUUGGAAAGGGGAAUUUUGCAAAAGUAAAGCUGGCAAGGCACAUCCUUACAGGCAGAGAGGUUGCCAUAAAAAUAAUUGACAAAACACAGCUGAAUCCAACUAGUCUACAAAAGCUCUUUAGAGAAGUAAGAAUAAUGAAGAUCUUAAAUCAUCCAAAUAUAGUGAAGUUAUUUGAAGUCAUUGAAACUGAAAAAACUCUCUAUUUAAUAAUGGAAUAUGCGAGUGGGGGGGAGGUGUUUGACUAUCUGGUUGCACAUGGAAGAAUGAAGGAAAAGGAGGCUAGAGCUAAAUUUAGACAGAUAGUAUCUGCAGUGCAGUAUUGCCAUCAAAAGCAUAUUGUUCAUAGAGAUCUCAAGGCUGAAAAUCUAUUGCUAGAUGCAGAUAUGAACAUUAAAAUAGCUGACUUUGGUUUUAGCAAUGAGUUUACAGUUGGAAAUAAACUGGACACCUUUUGUGGCAGCCCACCAUAUGCUGCUCCAGAACUUUUUCAAGGGAAGAAAUAUGAUGGACCUGAAGUAGAUGUCUGGAGUUUAGGUGUUAUUCUUUAUACCCUUGUGAGUGGAUCUCUUCCUUUUGAUGGACAAAACUUAAAGGAACUUAGAGAAAGAGUACUAAGGGGAAAAUACAGGAUUCCUUUCUACAUGUCCACAGACUGUGAAAACCUCCUCAAACGUUUCCUGGUGCUAAACCCAACGAAAAGAGGCACUCUAGAGCAAAUUAUGAAGGACAGGUGGAUCAAUGCAGGGCAUGAGGAGGAUGAGCUCAAACCUUUUGUUGAACCAGAACUAGACAUCUCGGACCAGAAAAGAAUAGAUAUUAUGGUAGGAAUGGGAUAUUCUCAAGAAGAAAUUCAAGAAUCCCUUAGUAAAAUGAAGUAUGAUGAAAUCACAGCUACGUACUUACUGCUAGGAAGGAAAUCAUCGGAGUUGGAUGCAAGUGAUUCAAGCUCCAGCAGCAAUCUUUCACUUGCCAAAGUUAGGCCAAGUAGUGAUCUAAAUAAUAGCACUGGACAAUCUCCUCAUCACAAAGUUCAGAGAAGCAUAUCUUCUAGCCAGAAGCAGCGGCGGUACAGCGAUCACGCUGGACCAUCCAUCCCCCCAGUAGUGGCAUAUCCCAAAAGAAGCCAGACUAGCACUACAGACAGUGACCUCAAAGAGGAAGGAAUUCAAUCAAGAAAAUCUAGCAGUAGUGCUGUUGCUGGAAGAGGAAUUGCACCAGCUAGCCCAAUGCUUGGAAAUGCCAGCAAUCCAAAUAAGGCUGAUAUUCCUGAACGUAAGAAAAGUUCGGCUGUUCCUAGUAAUAAUACUGCCCCUGGAGCAAUGACACGGCGCAACACAUAUGUUUGUAGUGAAAGAACCACUGCUGAUAGGCAUUCAGUGAUACAAAAUGGCAAGGAGAACAGCCUGACAGAAAUGUUCGCUUACGCAGCUAGCCCUGCUUCAGUUUGUACUACAUCCUUCUCCAGUGUUCGGCUGCGACAUCAGAAGUCGAUGUCCAUGUCAGCCUCUGUGCACACGAAGAUGAUGUUGCCUCCAAUAGACAAUGGCGCAGAUAACUUCAGGCCUAUCACUAUUCCCGAUCAAAGAACUCCUGUUGCUUCAACUCACAGCAUAAGCAGUGCAACCACACCUGAUCGUAUUCGUUUCCCCAGAGGAACGGCUAGUCGGAGCACUUUCCACGGCCAGCUCAGGGAGCGUCGCACUGCUACCUACAAUGGACCCCCGGCCUCCCCCAGUCUGUCCCACGAGGCGACGCCGCUCUCUCAGACUCGAACCAGGGGUUCCACUAAUCUCUUUAGCAAACUAACUUCGAAACUAACAAGAAGAAACAUGUCAUUCAGGUUUAUCAAAAGGCUCCCGACUGAAUAUGAGAGGAACGGGAGAUUUGAGGGCUCAAGCCGCAAUGUAGCUGUGGAUCAGAAGGAUGAAAACAAGGAAGCCAAGCCUCGCUCGCUGCGUUUUACGUGGAGCAUGAAAACCACCAGCUCCAUGGAUCCCAAUGACAUGAUGAGGGAAAUCCGGAAGGUCCUGGAUGCCAAUAAUUGUGACUAUGAACAAAGAGAGCGUUUCUUGCUUUUCUGUGUCCAUGGAGAUGGGCACGCGGAAAACCUUGUACAGUGGGAGAUGGAGGUGUGUAAACUGCCAAGACUGUCCCUGAAUGGAGUUCGCUUUAAGCGGAUAUCGGGAACAUCCAUAGCUUUUAAAAACAUUGCUUCCAAAAUUGCCAAUGAGUUAAAGCUGUAACAAGAAAAAUAGUUAAGUUGUAAAUUAGUUAGAAAGUGUUUUUGAGAAUUCCAAUGGAAAUGUAUAGAAUAACAUUUAGGCAAUAACUUCUGCAUCCUUCUGAAUAGUGAUAUUAAAAAAAAGCUGCUGAGCUGGGAGGGAGAGUUGGACUUUUUUAUAAGUGCACUACAGCAUUAAAGUUGCCUACUAUGUAAAAUAUUACCCCUUCUGCUUUAUUUCCAUUGCUCCUAAGUCUUUGACAACAAAUUGAAACACAGAAUAUAUUCAUUUAAAUAUGCCUCCUGUUUGUGUGGACGUGUGAAUGUACAGUAUGUGUGUAUAAUAUAUAAAGUAUUAUAUGUAAACAAUUCAUUUACAACAUCGAGCUGUACCAGUACCUCUUUUGGGGCUAAUUUUGGUGCUAAAAAUUGAAAUGGCCAAGGAGGAAACACUUGAGUUAAUAUUUAAAAUAACUGAAGAGAUAACCAGUAAACGCAGGUUUACAGUUCACUGCUGUGUUAAGGAAAAAAAAAAAAAAAAAGUGUGUGAAGGGUUUGGAUUUACGGUUGUGAACAUUAUUAGUCCUGUUUUCUAAGUAGAGCUCAUGAGAUUAUUAAAAGUUCACUUUUACUGAGUAAGUCUUGCAUUAUAUUUUGCCCACCUAUUUAUUAUUUAAGUCUGAAUCAAAAUUUUAAAAUGUAGUUGAUUUGUGCAUUAAAAUUUGGGUAAAUGCUUCCAUUCUUCUGCUUCUGCUAAACUACUAAAAUUGUAUCUUUGUCCUUUU
This is a messenger RNA of Anas platyrhynchos (mallard), 4516 nucleotides long. It is a transcript of the gene MARK3, whose product is annotated as microtubule affinity regulating kinase 3. Gene Ontology annotation, molecular function: ATP binding; tau-protein kinase activity. Gene Ontology annotation, biological process: microtubule cytoskeleton organization; intracellular signal transduction; protein phosphorylation. Lineage: Eukaryota; Metazoa; Chordata; Aves; Anseriformes; Anatidae. The record is from RefSeq and is a predicted model, not a curated record. Gene Ontology annotation, cellular component: plasma membrane; cytoplasm.